AUGGUAUUAACUCGGUCUUCAUCGAAGCAUGAAGAUUGUUCAUCAUCGGAAGCUACGUCACAGAAAGUACUUGUAGAGGCUCCUGCUCCUUCAUCGUCGCGAAAACCAGCCUCGUCACGUCCGCCUCGAUCACAGUCAGCACCACUAGAAAUGAACGAGGGCCAACACAGUCUAGGCGCCGCCGGUGAACAAGCAAGGGAAAGUGCAGGAACAACUCGUUUAGGAAUUACACCGUUAACAACACCGAGUAGAAGAACUCGAAGGAAGCGAUCAUCAAUGAGUGAACAGCACUCUGACGAUGGUAGCAACGUUAGUAUCAGCUCUGAAGGUUCUGCUGGCAGCACUGAGCAGCAAACAGCCUCUUCUUCACUGGUAGAAGGGACCCCGAGUGGGAAGAGCGCUUCAACACCAGCUAGAGGUCGCAGACGUUCGGCUUCAUCGAGUCUGGUGUCGCCAUCCCCUGCUCGUAUAACACGGGCAAUGAGAAAGGCUGGUGUGACUACCCCUAAGGAGGUAACAGCGCUAGAAGUCGUACCUGAGCAACGUGAAGAAGUCGAAGUUGAGGAUCCUUCUGUCCAGUCUCAUGGUGAAUCUAUCGCUCCUAGUAAAUCGCCUAAAACGGGCGCCACCGUUGAGGGAGUGAAGAACAAGCCGAGGACAGUGGCUUGGAGCGAGAAGAAGGCAUCGUCGCAAGCCGCAGAAGCCAUCAGUCUAGCAGUUGCAGAAUCUCCGAAAGAGCUCAAAGAUUCUGUAUUGGCUACAAAGUCACCUGAGAAACGCCCUACUGUCGCAGAAGUUCCCUCUCCUAGAAAGCCUGAGGGCUCGCCUCAGAAGAAAUCUCCUGCGCAGUCAGCUGCUAUCGAAGAAUUACCAGUGGAAGAGAUUUCUUCCUUGGCUCAAGGAAUUGCUGACAUAAUCUCAUCGCCUGAAAAGGUUGACAUUGAGAAGUCACCUCAGAAAACUCCCAAGAAGCAGUCAGCAGGUGAUGAAAAUUCCGAAGCAUUGCAACAAGAGUUAUCCAUGCAGUCACCUAUGGAGGUUGGCAAUAAUACAGAGACAUCAUCUCCUAGAAGCUCUGUGAAGUCCCCACUGUUGAAAUCUCCCACUGGAAAAGCUGUAUCGGAACUCUUACAAAAAGAUGUGAUACCUGUGGUGGAAGCUGCGACUGCAACGGAUACUACUGAAAGGGGAACCCCUCAGAAAAGAAAGCCUGACGACGAGAAACUGCGGGAGUGCGGGAAAAAAUCUCCUGAAGGAAAAAACAAGUCUGAGCAGGUGUUAGGAGAGGUGUCUGCUAAAGAUUCGACUGUCGAAUCUACCGAGGAACUGACCGAAAUGGUAAAGGGCGAUGCAGAGAGAUAUGCGAAGGAUUCAGAAGAAAUGCUUGAUGACAAUGAAGAAAUCAGUGGUGCUAUUGAUAUCUCCGUCCCUCCUAUGGAAAAGUACCAAACUCCUGAAGAUUCGACGAGGCAAGUCGCUAAGAAGAAAUCCGCGCCUAAGAUUUCACAAAAGGCAACAAAGGAUGUAGAUGAAAAGCCGGCGGCAAUCACUAAGAAGAACGGUGUUGCAGACGAGGAAUCAGCUUGA
Molecule: messenger RNA, 1587 nt
Organism: Cooperia oncophora
Lineage: Eukaryota; Metazoa; Nematoda; Chromadorea; Rhabditida; Trichostrongylidae
Source: the annotation of a GenBank genome assembly